CGCGCCCGCCCGGAGCGCAGGGUGUCCGCCCCGCCGCGCGCCGCGCGCGGAGGCUCCAGCGUCUGCCCCGCUCCUCGCCCCGGCCGCGCGGGUCCCGGAGGGCGCGAGCCCACCAUGCAGCUGCAGUUCCGGAGCUGGAUGCUGGCUGCGCUCACGCUGCUCGUGGUCUUCCUCAUCUUCGCAGACAUCUCGGAGAUCGAAGAAGAGAUCGGGAAUUCUGGAGGCAGAGGUACAAUCAGAUCAGCUGUGAACGGCUUACAUAGCAAAUCUAAUAGAGCUGAAGUUGUAAUAAAUGGCUCCUCAUCACCAGCUGUUGUUGACAGAAGUAAUGAAAGCAUUAAACACAAUAUCCAGUCAGCCUCGACCAAAUGGAGGCACAACCAGACGCUCUCUCUGAGGAUCAGGAAGCAAAUCUUAAAGUUCUUGGAUGCUGAGAAGGACAUUUCUGUCCUCAAGGGGACUCUGAAGCCCGGAGACAUUAUUCACUACAUCUUUGACCGAGACAGCACGAUGAACGUGUCCCAGAACCUCUACGAGCUCCUCCCCAGAACCUCUCCACUGAAGAACAAGCACUUCCGGACCUGUGCCAUCGUGGGCAACUCUGGGGUCCUGCUGAACAGCGGCUGUGGGCAGGAGAUCGACACGCAUAGCUUUGUCAUAAGGUGCAACCUGGCCCCAGUGCAGGAGUACGCCCGGGAUGUGGGGCUCAAGACAGACCUGGUGACCAUGAACCCCUCCGUCAUCCAGCGGGCCUUCGAGGACUUGGUCAACGCCACCUGGCGGGAGAAGCUGCUACAGCGGCUGCACAGCCUCAACGGCAGCAUCCUGUGGAUCCCCGCCUUCAUGGCCCGGGGCGGCAAGGAGCGCGUUGAGUGGGUCAACGAGCUCAUCCUGAAGCACCGCGUCAACGUGCGCACUGCAUACCCCUCUCUGCGCCUGCUGCACGCCGUCCGCGGAUACUGGCUGACCAACAAAGUCCACAUCAAAAGACCCACCACCGGUCUCUUGAUGUACACCCUAGCCACACGUUUCUGCAACCAGAUCUACCUCUACGGCUUCUGGCCCUUUCCACUAGAUCAGAGCCAGAACCCUGUCAAGUACCACUAUUACGACAGCCUCAAGUACGGCUACACCUCCCAGGCCAGCCCCCACACCAUGCCCUUGGAGUUCAAGGCCCUCAAGAGCCUGCAUGACCAGGGGGCUUUGAAACUGACUGUUGGCCAGUGCGAUGGGGCCACGUAAGGAGGGCACCCCGUGGGACUCAGUGGCUCACAUUUCCUGCCAGCAACACCACAGGCAGAUGGGAGUCAGGGUGGCACAAACUAUAGAACAAGCAGGCUAGUGGUUUUCUUUGUUAAAGUGUUAAACAGUGACCAGAAUAUAUAUAUCUAUACCUGCAUAUAUAUAUUGACCUGAGUAUUUAUAACUGUGUGGUGUUCAUCUAGCAUUAGGCAGAUAAGCCACAAGAAGAAGGUGUGGAGAAACCCACCCGAACCGGAUUGGAACUCAGUCCAUCUUUAGGGGUGGAAGGACUCGAUGUGAAAAGAAGCCAGUCCCGUGACUUUGGAUGACAAACUGCCUCCCGGGCUGGAGGGAUCUUUGGGCUCAUGGAUGACUGGAGAGCCACCUGUUGGCAGCUGCCCCAAGCCUCUGAGAUAUGUGGAGCCUGGGGGAGCCCAGACUCUGCGGGGACAGCUUGACCCAAGUCUAACACAGUGCUGUUCAUGCAGGAGGGAGGUCGGCCCGUUCGGCCCAGCAAAGGAGCACAAGGACGCCUCGCAGAGGCCACGUCAGAGCUGAGGGUCUCGUUCCACCAACUUAAGAGUUUAACUGCCUAACGGACGAACCACGGUUGACCCGCCCGUCCCUGACGGGCCUCCGCAGCUCUGGAAAGAAGGCUAGAGGAGACACAACAGGCAGUUCAUACUCCAGCUUUGCGAGAACCACCAAGAACUGGGAUGCAGCAGACAGACGACACAAGAGAGCUGCUCCAAAUCACAUUUUUGAAAAAUCUGAGACCAGCUGCUAAGGGACGGAGCUCCAUCCCAGAGUAAGGCAGAAGUGUGGGGUGGUUCUGGGGGUUCUUUACAGCAAUUUGCCUCCAGCAAUGAGGCAGGGUCCUGGGAAUGUCACCCUCCAGGUUAGCCCCCAUCCUGCCCUGUUAGAAUGUCAUAUGAGGGACUGCACUGUCCUCUUCUGCCACCAGGGAAGCCACAGCUAAAGCUUGAAAGGGCACUGUGAAGAUAAAGGUCAUCCUUUUUAAAAUAUAUGUGAUUGCCUUUCUGGGUGCCUCACAGAACCCUAGAGUGUGAGACCUGGAAGAAUGUUAAACAUCUAGCACCAUUUCUCUGCAAAAAUCCACUCUCUGUUUGCUUUCUGCAUUGUGCACUCUGCAGGGCCUCUACACCAGACUGUGUCAAUGUCACUUUCCUGUCACUUCCGCAUCCUGGUGGUUACACUAGCCAGCACCAGGCUCCAACAUUGUUUUCAACUCCACAGGGAAAGUUUCCACUAUCUACCCGCACUACCAUCCUCUCCAUGGAGGCAAAGAUUUUAGAAUUUUGCAAAAUCCUUUUAUCCACCUAUUAAGAUUAGUAGUUAAGACUUCUUUUCUUUUUUUUUUUUUUUGGCCCAAAGCCAAAUACUAGACCUACUCUCCCCAGGGAAAUCUAUGCUUGAUGCCAAUCACCUAGGGUCUGGAAUCACGGGUCACAUAUAGAUACGCAGAAGCCAGCUUUGUAUUCCCUCGCCUGAUAAAUAACAGUACUUUAAAAUAUAUUUGGAAGAUAAGUAAAAAACCAUUAUCUUGAAGGUGAGGGGAGUUAAGUAACCAAGAUCUGCUCCUAAGCAUAUGAGACAGGACAUAAUUAAUCGGUAGCAAUUCAGAACAGGACAUUUGCUCUAAAUUAAGGGCUGAUGGGAAGCGAGUGGAGGCGAUCCUCAGAACCGUUGACCCCACACCUGGGCGCUGCAGCUCCAAGCCACCACUGGGACACUACAUGGCUGUGUGGCUCUGUUGAUGCUUGAAAUCCGAAAUCUGGGAUUUGCAUUAUAAAAUGAAUAUUUUAAAAAACAGCAGCUCUAACAGACUCUGUGGGAACUGAGUGGUUUGGACACCUCACAAGAAGUGGAAGUGAUUCAUAUACUGUUUUAUGCUUCUCCAGGGCCUUCCACCUUGCGGACCUCAAAGGCCCUGGGAGAUAUUUAAUUCCCGAAGCUCACAGUGCCCUGGGGAACAGGUGGAAUUGGCAGCAGGGCCUCGGCAGAUUAGCCUCGGCUUUGGAUUCCAGAACAGUCCUGGGGGGAGCCCCGGCGUCGGGUCCUGGUGUUCGCCACUAGCACCCCCUCCCCACGGGGAGCUAGCAGCCCGGUGCUGUUUGGGAACACGCUUUUCUUUCUGUCCCAUAUUGGUCUUGGUGGCUCAGACUGAUGCCGCAGGAGGGGAGGCAGAAGGAGCUCUAACAGCCUGCCUGCAGGUUCUCCAGGGAGAGGCUGGGGACCCGGGCCCAUUGACAUGCCUCCGUUCCCGCUCAGGGCCUGGGCUGCCAAAACGGGGGACUUGCAGGGGCCUGGAUUUCCCUCACUCCCCCUCGUCUGUCUGGACACACCACAGCUCGUCUGGGGCCCCAAGGAGGCCCAGCCUGUCCCUGAUGCACUGCCUCGUGUGCAGCGGUCACAGGCCCUCCGGGAGCAGGCCGUCAGUCCGUCGGCCUCAGCCAGGCGACCCCUCCCAGCACCUCCGGGGACCACCAGCCAGUCCCCACCGUCACGCACCCUGAAGGCCCUCGGACCUGAGAUCUCCCCGCCAAACCUCCGCUCUCUUGCCUCCCUUUCACCUUCUUCCUCCCAUUUCCGAGGAAGCACGUUGGUCCUCUUGCCAGGGACGUCGCCCUCUCACCCUCAGCCACUCCUCUGCCGCGUCCUCUGGUUCCCACACAGACGUUUCCCCCCAGCCCGGCUCCUGCAGCCUCCUUCCUCACCUUCCCCUCACCGCCAGACCUGGGAACGGGCCUCAGGUGCCCCAGCUGCCUGCCCUGCUGACCCCCACCCUGCCUCCGCACCCCCCCAGGGCGCCCAUCACCAACUCUCCCUCUGCAUUGCUUGGCUCUACAGUGACCCCUCCAGACCCUCCUGUCCCUCUGCCCAGGAUGGUUCUCCUCCUUCCCAAUGCUGCUUCAUCAUUUAUGUAUGUAUGUAUUUAUUUAUUUAUGUAUUUAUGAUUAAUUUAUUGACACCCUUACCUUGAUCUGCAAGGGAGCCGAGGUAGGUCUGAGCAUCACAUUCCCUCCCGCCCCUGGCCCCUCUACGUGGACAUUUCCGGCAUGGCAUCGUCUCCCCUGUGCCCUUCUGUUUCAUGCCAUGCUCUCCACCCACGGCCUCACGCCCCCCUGGGGGGCCACCCUCCAUGCUCCCUGCAGCCCGGGCCCUCCUCCGAGGUCUGGGCUCAGACUGCACUCGCUCACUGGACCCCCGCCUCACCUGCUCCACCAGAGCCAUAAACUCAUCUCUGACGUCAAGUUUAUCAUCUCUGCUUCCCUUCCUCCAUGAUUAAAAGUCCCAUAUGGGAUCCCCUCAGCCACCCAAUUCUGAGACCCUAAAGUCGUCUUCAGCUCACCCGCACACAUUCCCUUGCUCUUCCUUCCCGCCAGCACGACCCUGGCCCACCUGCCACUUGGGUGAUUUCCUUAGCCGGCUCCUCUCCCAGCUUUCCUCCAGGCAUGCUCACACAUUCUCCAGCCUAUCCUGAUCAUGCGCAGCGAAUUUUAUCUCCAGCCAUUCACACAUUUUUACGAGUGGCCGUCACGCACAGAAUAGGACAUUACAAAAAAAAUGACUUACAAACCACCCAGUAAGGCCUGUUCUCCCUUCACACCCUGAACUGGUCCGUGCAGAAUGGCUGUCAUUCCUGGGAGGGGUGCCCGGUUUCCCUGUCUCUGUGCCUUUGGUCCUGCUGUUCUCAUCUGGCAUAUUCUCUUCUGUUUCCUGCAAGGCCCACGCAGAAACCACACUUUCAUGAAGCCCUCCGUGAUCUACCAACCCUGGGAUCGCUCCCUCUGCUGAAACACCAUAGCACUUUAUUUGUACCUU
Molecule: messenger RNA, 5088 nt
Organism: Manis javanica (Malayan pangolin)
Lineage: Eukaryota; Metazoa; Chordata; Mammalia; Pholidota; Manidae
Gene: ST8SIA2
Product: ST8 alpha-N-acetyl-neuraminide alpha-2,8-sialyltransferase 2
Biological process (GO): N-glycan processing; oligosaccharide metabolic process
Molecular function (GO): alpha-N-acetylneuraminate alpha-2,8-sialyltransferase activity
Source: RefSeq, a predicted model, not a curated record